UAAAAUUAAAAACAAAAAUCAAUAUCGCAACUUUUCAAACAAUAAAUUAAAAACUUUACUCCAAAAGGACUCUAAACAGAAGCCCUGAUCGGGGAUGGAGGAAGCAACCGGCAGCGGCGGUGGGAUUCACUGGUUGUGGGCGGUAGCCAGUGCUGGUCAAAUGGGAUGGGGUGUGCGUUCAUACCUUAAGGGCUACCCAGGGGAUUCCUGCCUCAUGCCUUUGAAAGCUUUCACUGUUGCUUCUCUCUUCAUAGGUAGCGCUGCUUCCGCAUCUAUUUUCAUUCUUCAUUCUAAUGGCAUCCAUGGGGUGGAUGAUCUCAUUGGUGCCGGUGCCAAUUUAAGAGCUAAACUUGGGUUACGUCCACGCACACCGACUAAUAGGAAUAUGGAUGAGUCCUAACCAAAUAUACUCAGUCACAUCUUGUGCUAUUACUUGGUGGUGUGGUUCGUUGGUGGAGAAGCAGUCAUAACAUACCGUGGUUUGGUUCCUUGUCAGGUUGAAGGUUUCAUGCGCAGUUCAACAAUAAUAUGAUUAUUAGAGCUCAUUUUGUGUGCAUCUUGUAUUACUUUGUUAUCCAUUAUAUAUUUUUCAUUGUUCUUAGUUAUUGAUCAUGACGUGUAGUUUUCUAGAGCUUCAGUUUUUGUAUAGCGUGCCCUUUGAGAUAUAGAUUAAGGUAUGUACUCCUGACAAACAUGAUAGAACACUUACUUUAUCCAAUGGUGUAAGUCUAUCCACGACAACAAAAGCUAAAGUAUGUUUGGAUUCA
This is a messenger RNA of Lathyrus oleraceus (garden pea), 767 nucleotides long. RefSeq lists its product as uncharacterized. Bases 95 to 400 code for a protein of 101 amino acids. The transcript has 3 exons. The record is from RefSeq and is a predicted model, not a curated record. Lineage: Eukaryota; Viridiplantae; Streptophyta; Magnoliopsida; Fabales; Fabaceae.